Messenger RNA from Eucalyptus grandis, 2340 nucleotides. RefSeq lists its product as uncharacterized. The coding region runs from base 466 to 1998 and encodes 510 amino acids. The transcript has 5 exons. The record is from RefSeq and is a predicted model, not a curated record. NCBI's taxonomy places the organism in Eukaryota, Viridiplantae, Streptophyta, Magnoliopsida, Myrtales, Myrtaceae.
GGCUGUCUCUGGUUCUCUGGUUCUGAGAGCCUUUUCCGCCUUCCAAAGCUCUCUCCCUCUCUCUCUCUCUCAAAAGUCCUCCUUUUUCACGUUGAAGUACACUUUCGUCUCCAUCCCUCGUCCGCUUCCUGCCCCGAACAGUACAAUGACAAGAUGUAACGGUGCGGAUUUCAAACGACACAACAGCCCGAACAGAGAGCAGAACAGGCCUGGUAAUGGCGCUACUCAUCGGCAGCAUGUGAGUCGUAGUUGAACAGCCUCUUGACCGCAAUCCUGCAGUCAAUCCCCCCCCUUCCCUCCUUCCCUCCUUCCCUCCUUUUUCCCCCUCCCUCCUCUGUCGUUCUCACGGCGCGCCUCCUUUGUGCCCCGAAACUGGAACAGCAUAUAUAGUAGGGACCCAAACGGCAAGCCCGAGGCUACGGAAAAGAUACAUUCGUUCCUCCGCAAGACCCUUUGAGCAAAACGAUGGAUCUCGCGGCUCCCAAAUGGUAUUACCGUCAGGACCCAUCGGAGUAUUCAUCUCAUAGGGCAUCGAUGGACUACGGGAGGAGCUCAAGCAACAACCCUUUCGUGGACGUGGACACGUCGUUCCCUGACCCACUUUGCAAGCUUAACCUCAGGGAGACGUCCGAGUUCGUCAAGUCAUUCCCUGUUGUGGGAACAAUGAGCUGUAACAACAGCAGCAGCAACAGCAGCAACCCAACAGAGGUCGAGGGCAUUCUUGAGGUUUCAGCGCAGAGGAGGAGGGAUGGCGUGAGCUCGGUCACGAGCAGGAGGACAGAUACCACCGCUACUCUGCUUCAGGCUCCUUCAACCCCGGGGAGGCCUGUGUUCGGCUUCAGCGUGGGCAAAAACUUGUCCAGGAGGAGCUUCCCUUCCAAGUGGGAUGAUGCAGAGAAGUGGCUCAUGAGCAGCUCUUCUUGCCACGGCUCGCCCGCGCAUGCCCUGAAGCCGCUUGAGCCACCAAGAAUAUCCAGGCACUGCGAUGGGUUCAGGCACAGCAACAGCAACGUCGAGGUCUUUGCGGAGAAGUCAAGGGUCACCGAGGAAGUAGUCUCAGUGGUCUCUCAGUUUCAGGGGUCUCAGUCUUUGGGCCAUGAAAUUCCAGCCGGAGCAUUGAAUGGGGUCUCACCUGCCUCCGCAGAUGUACUCCUAAAAGACAAGUUCACGGACGAUGUGGACACCAUAUUGCCAAAAUUCAGAUGCACCGACCCAUCCAGAGAAGGCUUCUUGUUCAGGAACUCAGCUGGUGAGAACAUGAAAGAUGCAGGCACAGAGGUCCACCACAGAGACGCAGGCACAGAGAUGACUCCACUGGGCAGCUCCACCAACUCCAGGUGUCCCACCCCGUACAAGGUCUCGUCCCCACCGAGGCACAACACACCGGCCGAUCGGUCAGGCCCAUUGGGCAUGGACACUUGCCAUAACAACAAUGGUGGAAUCACCGCCAUUGACAUGAAUCAGCUCAAGGAGUGCCACCUGGCGAAGCUUCAGCUUGGGACACAGUAUGACUCCAUCGCCUCCAUCUGGAGCUCCAGGGAAGAGGAGGAGGAGGAUAUUUCGAAGAGCUUGAGGCAUUUUGAGACCAACAACGCUAAUGGGUUUCAGAAAUUCGGUGUUUCAGAGUCCAGAACGGGCGCUGCAUCAUGGGAGGACGAGGAGAAGAUGAAGUGCUGCCUCAGGUACCAGAGGGAAGAGGCAAAGAUUCAAGCUUGGUUGAACCUUGAGAGUGCAAAAGCUGAAGCUCAGUCCAGAAAGCUUGAGGUUAAAAUUCAAAAGAUGAGAUCAAACCUAGAAGAGAAGCUGAUGAAGAGAAUGGCAAACGUGCACAGAAAGGCAGAGGAGUGGCGAGAACAAGCCAGGCAACAGCACAGUGACCAGAUUCAGAAGGCAACUGAACAAACCAAGAAGAUCAUCGACCACCACCACCACCGCCAAGAUUCCCAUUUUUCUGGCUAUGCCUCAUGUGGUUGCUUCCCCUGCACUAGCUAUCACUGAUCACAAGAAAGUGCAUCUACUUUUUCCUUUUCGAUCCUUGGGCGCUUCCGGGUCUCUUGAGUCGACACAACCGUUUCCCUUUCCCUGCACAAUUCUAUAGUCUUCGUUUUUAACGAGGGAUGGUUGACAAGAGCUUACUGACGAGACAGAACAGCCAGCUCAGCAGUCGACACCUAGAGCUCAAAAGAGGAUUCUUUCGUAGAAUAGGUGAGGCUCGUGUACAGGCACAUGGUGCCUUCACAGUGAGAACUUUAACUGAUUUAAAAGGCUCUGACAGAUGAGCUUCUGAGGCGUGGUCGUGGAACCGUUUCCUUCACUUGUCAUGUUGAGGCCUGGCACCUU